Molecule: messenger RNA, 501 nt
Organism: Nipponia nippon (crested ibis)
Lineage: Eukaryota; Metazoa; Chordata; Aves; Pelecaniformes; Threskiornithidae
Source: RefSeq, a predicted model, not a curated record
AUGGCAACAGUCGCUGCCACUGGCGCUGGCACCACCAGCAAGCCGCCGCCGCCGCAGUUUCAUGGACACUUCAGUGUUUUCAGGGAGCCCCUGAAGGGGCCGGGGCCGGGCCCGGCGGGGCUGCCCGGGCUGCUGGUCACGCCGCCCAACUCCCCGGUGCUGGAGUACUUCCCGGCCGGGGCCCCUCCCGAGGACUGCAAGCCCAAGCGUGGUCGCCGUUCGUGGGCACGCAAGCGGACGGCCACGCACAACUGUGAAUACCCGGGCUGCGGCAAGACCUACACCAAGAGCUCCCACCUCAAGGCGCACAUGCGGACCCACACGGGCGAGAAGCCCUACCACUGCACCUGGGAAGGCUGUGGCUGGAAAUUUGCCCGCUCCGAUGAGCUGACCCGCCACUACCGCAAGCACACGGGGCACCGGCCCUUCCAGUGCCACCUCUGCGAGCGGGCUUUCUCCCGCUCCGACCACCUUGCCCUCCACAUGAAGCGGCACAUGUGA